AUGGCGUCCCUGCAGCCGUUCGAUCUGACGGAGUUUCUGCAGCUGAAAGAGGCUGUACGUCCCGAGCAAGCGGAAAAUGCCGCAGGGCAGACGGCCGCCGCGGCGCUCCCCGUGACCGUGGCGGAAACCUGCCGCGCGAUGGCGGAGUGUUUGCGCGCAACGAGCGCGCUGAUCGUGCGCGACCCUCGGUGCGCACAAGCGGACAACGACCGGUUUCUGGACAUGAUGGAGUCGUACUUUGCGCAGCCCAAGACGACCAAGCUUGCGCACUCGCGGCCCGAGCUCCACUAUCAGCUUUCCGCCGUGGCGCAAGUGGUCCAAGCGUGUCUCAACGACCGGUUUCUGGACAUGAUGGAGGCGUUCUUCGCGCUGCCUGUCGCGACCAACGACCGGUUUCUGGACAUGAUGGAGGCGUACUUCGCGCAGCCCGGGGCGACGAAGCUCGCGCACUCACGGCCGGAGCUGCACCAUCAGCGCCCUCUGUUUGUCGUGUGCCUUCCCCCACACAUCCCCCCCGCGCCAACCCCCGCGUCUUCCCCUCCCCCACCCCGCGCCGUCCGACUUGCGCCAUGCGCGGCGCAGAUGGGAGUGACCCCCGAGGGCGUGGAGAUGCCGCAGAGCGCGCUGGACGACGCGGUGAAGGCGCGCAUGGCGCAGCUUCCCGCGGACACCCGCGUCUAUCCGCCCUCUGUUUCCGGUGUGCCUGCCGUACCCGCACCUCCGCUCCCAAUCCUCACCUCCCUGCCCCGCCCCCCCCUUCCUCCCCUCCCCCGCGCCCUCCCCCGCGCCCUCUCCCGCGCCCACUUCCGCGCCCUCUCCCGCGCCUUCCCCGGACCCGAGCAGGUGGGAGUGACCCCCGAGGGCGUGGAGAUGCCGCAGAGCGCGCUGGAUGACGCGGUGAAAGCGCGCAUGGCGCAGCUCCCCGCGGACAGCCGUCCCCACGCGCCCUCCGGACCCGACUGCAAGUGGCGCUUCAUGUGGCGCGUCGGACCCCGCCCCGCGCGCACAAGAUAUCAGGAGCUGAACGCGAGUCCAGUGGUGCCGGAAGGGUUCCCUCAGUGGGCGUCGGUGAUGGAUGGGUGGGGAUGCAAGAUGACUGCUGCAGUGGAGGCGGUGGCGGAGAUGCUGGCGAUCGGAUUUGAUCUUCCACAGGACUCAUUCACCUGUCGCAUGCACAUGUUCCUGCACUCCCCUCGACCCACCUCCCCACUGCUUUCUCACCGUCGCUCCAACCUGCUGCCGCUUCUCCACCCCUCCCCAGGGCCCACACCUGCUGGCUCCCACAGGCAAUUUCCCGGCCUCCGCAUCUGGCUGAGAGAUGGCACCUGCUGCCGUGUCUCGGUGCCUGAUGGCUGCCUGCUGCUGCAAGCAGGGAAGCAGAUGGAAUGGCUGACGGGAGGAGAGGUGCCGGCGGGAAUGCAUGAGGUGGUGGUGGAUGAGGGCACAGUGGUGGCGGUGCAGAGAGCACAGCAGCAGGGACGCAGCCUCUGGCGAGUCUCCAGUACGGUUUUUGCACAAAUAGCAUCAGAUGAGAUCCUCACGCCCAUUGGGCACUUCGCCACUAGCAAACUGGCAUCUAGCUUUCCACCCAAGCCUGCUGGAGAGUUUGUGGAGGAGGAACUAGCAGCCAUUCAGUUGAAAACCACCAGUGGAGGUGGCUGA
This is a messenger RNA of Closterium sp. Naga37s-1, 1662 nucleotides long. The record is from the annotation of a GenBank genome assembly. NCBI's taxonomy places the organism in Eukaryota, Viridiplantae, Streptophyta, Zygnematophyceae, Desmidiales, Closteriaceae.